AUGACGGCCAACAUCCCGCAACGAACGCCGCUGGAAGAGACGCUUGUGGUCCAUCCGACGGCUGAAGAGUUUGCUGAUCCGCUGGCGUACAUUGCAUCGAUUGCUCAUCGUCGCUCGGGUCCCUCGACCGUCUUUCUGGACAAGAUUCGUGUCUUUCAUGCCGCCCGUGGUCGCUCGCUGCCUACCACUACAGAGCAUGGCAAAACUCGUCUGACACUGCCCAUUGUUGAUGGUUCGGAACUGGAUCUGUUCUCCCUCUUUCGCACCGUCGUCGCCGCUGGCGGGCCAGCUGCUCUCGAUGCUGAUCCGGCCGGCUGGCGCAAGCUCGCGGAUACCAUGGCGCUGCACUCGACGUCGGCGGCGGUAGAAAUUCGCCACUGGUACGGGAUCUACCUCGCUGAGUAUGUCAGGGCCUACUGCACUGUGAUUGCCGCUGACAAGGCGGCGGCCCAGGAGCGGCGACGCAACAAGCGCGACCGGUCCGGCUCGGCAUCCGGCUCGGCCUCUCCGCCUGGAGUCGAACCGGGCGCCAAGCGAGCCAAGGGCCUUGGCGGCGAGGUGCUGGUCAACGCACCCGCAACGGCGGCGCUGGCAUCGGCCGACGGCGACGCCGGGAACGCGUGGAUCAAGCUGCCGCGCGACGCCAGCGGCGCUGUGGCGCUCGACGAGCGCGCCUUUGAGCUCGAGUCUGCCAACUGCUCGGUGGCCGAGACCAAGGCUGCUGCCAAGUUUGCGUUCCGGACCGGCGGUGACUACACGCUUACCUCAUUCCGGGCCAUGGACGUGGAGCGGCGCGAGCGGCUGUUUGGCCGCUCGCGGUCGCUCUCGAUUCCCGAGCUGGAGAGCAUGUUCUGGAAGGUCAUCGAGGACGGGACGAUGAUGAUCGACGCCGAGUACGGCGCCGACCUCGACGUGCGCCAGUACGGCUCCGGGUUUCCCAAGCACGGGCCGUACGGCUCGUCGGGCUGGAACCUCAACGUCAUGCCGACGCUCCCGGGCUCGCUCCUCUCGCUGCUGGAGGACGACAUUGUGGGCGUCACUAUUCCGUGGUUCUACGUCGGCUCGACGCUCUCCACCUUUUGCUGGCAUACCGAAGACAACUACCUGUACUCGAUCAACUACCUUCACCUCGGCAUGCCCAAGAUCUGGUACGGCAUCCCAUCGUCGGGCGCAAGCGCGUUUGAAAACGCCAUCCGCACCCGCCUCUCACACGAGUUUGAGGCCGCGCCCGAGCUCAUCCACCACCUCACCACCCAGAUGUCGCCGUUUGAGCUCCGCGACGCCGGCGUCCCGGUCUACCGCACCACCCACCAUCCGGGCCAGUUUGUCAUCACCUUUCCGCAGGCCUACCACGCCGGCUUCAACGCUGGCUUCAACGCCGCCGAAGCCGUCAACUUUGCCCUCCCUGACUGGCUCCCGUUUGGCUACUCGGCCAUUCUCAAGUACGCGCCCAUCAAACGCGAGCCGAUCUUUGCCUUUGAGCAUGUCGCCCUCAAGGUCGCCGUUCGCCAUGGCCGCGCCCUCUCGCUCAAGCAGCGGGCCAUGCUCGCCGAAAUCCUCGACGACGCUGUCUCUCGCGAGGAGCGGCUGCGAGAGGCCGUUGUCGCCGAGCUCGAUACUGACUUUGUUCUCGACUACGGCCCGACCAACGUCCUUUUCACCUCGCCGGCCCUCGCCUCGCGCUCCAAGCCGGCCCAGGAUCCCGACGACGAGGAGUUUUGCUCUAUCUGCAAGCGCUUUGUCCCGUUCUCGCUCGUUUACUGCGGCACAAACUCGCGGGUCAUCUGCCCCGAGCACCACUCGUUCUCCAGCCACCCGUUCAAGCAGCCGGUCGCCCGCUAUGCCAUUGCUGACCUCAAGCGCGUCGUCGCCUCGCUCCGCGACACGCCUGCUGAUGCUGCUCAUCGCGCCGCCGUGGCUGCCGAGGCCGAGGUUGACGCUAAUGCUGUUGCUGUGGCUGCAACCAGUGACGGGCUCAAGCCCAUGGCUGGCGUCAAGCCCGAGCCAGAGGCCAAGACUGCUUUGCCGGAGCACACUGCUACAGGCAGUCUGGCGCCGAUGGACCUCGCUCUGGCGUCGGCUCGCUCUCCUCCUUCGCCGCCCCUCCAGUCCCAGCCGGCACCUGCGCCGACGUCUCCACCUGCACCUGCGCAAGCGCCAGCGGUCAUGCAGGCGCCCAAGGCCUCUGGGCAUCCCACGCUUGUACCAAGCAUCAUCGACAUCAAAUAA
Thecamonas trahens ATCC 50062 is the source of this 2229-nucleotide messenger RNA. RefSeq lists its product as uncharacterized. Gene Ontology annotation, biological process: chromatin remodeling. Gene Ontology annotation, cellular component: nucleus. The record is from RefSeq and is a predicted model, not a curated record. The coding region runs from base 1 to 2229 and encodes 742 amino acids. NCBI's taxonomy places the organism in Eukaryota, Apusomonadida, Apusomonadidae. The transcript has 2 exons. Gene Ontology annotation, molecular function: histone demethylase activity; DNA binding.